Messenger RNA from Ruditapes philippinarum (Manila clam), 1563 nucleotides. RefSeq lists its product as uncharacterized. The coding region runs from base 761 to 1201 and encodes 146 amino acids. NCBI's taxonomy places the organism in Eukaryota, Metazoa, Mollusca, Bivalvia, Venerida, Veneridae. The record is from RefSeq and is a predicted model, not a curated record. The transcript has 3 exons.
UGAUACUUUAAAAUAUGCUGUACUCGCUUGAUCUUAUUGCGCAAUUUGGUGUAAAAAAUACCGAAUUUUGAAAAUUGGAUCAACAUAUACCCAAAUCUGUUAUAUUAACUCCAAUACUGUACAAAAUUCUUCGCCAAUUCAACGCAGCUUCAUCAUCGACGCCAUCUUGGAAAGAUUGAUUAAAAUCCGUCAUGCACGAAACACUUUAAUCUAUUGUUUUUCAUUAAUUGAUAUAGGGUGUGUGCAUAUUUUAGAUACAUCAUAAUUAUUUUUGAUACAUGUAAAAUGAAUUAAAAAUAAUAAUAUCUAUAUAUAUGUUUAUAAAAUAUACCACGUGACUUUUUUGCACGAGUUUUUCGGUUUGAGGUCAUAUUGAGUUCGUAUGCAGUGAAGACUAGAGAUGUCGGUAAGUUUAUAUGAACACGUGUAUAUUGUGAUUAUUCGUAUUCAUUCUCUGAACUUUCUGCAGAUUCUGAAAUGAUAUAUUUGUAAAGCAUCAAUAAUAAUUGAAUAAUUUUGGUUUCAGUAAUUGUUAAUUUACUUCAAUAUUAUAAUUUACAUACUGGUAUCAUAUGUUUGAACUUAAACUUUGUUUUCCCAGGGAAAAAUAACAAAGGGUAACAACCCCGGAAAAAAUGUAAAAAAUCAGCCAUGUAGGGCAAAGGUUCAUCACAGUGGUCCAAUUGAUACUACUUACAUCAAAGACAGUGUCGCCCGGUCGAAGGCAGUGUCUAAAAGAAGACCGACAAUAAUAAAGAAAAUGAAAGAGAUGCACAGUGCAACAGGAACCAAGUGGUGGGCUAGUUGGGAAACAGAAAGCGGACAAAAGGGGACAUUUACAACAGAAGAAGGAAAUAAUGACGAAGAAGUUAGCCCUGGGACAAGUUCUACCAACAUGAUUGACCUAGAAAGAACAGUGGAGGUCACUUACCCUGCAACGGCUAAAGAUGAUGAGGAGGAAGAAAGGCAGCAGCCAAGGAGAAAGAAGGCAAAAGUGUCCAAUUGUGAGAUUUGUGGGAAAGAGCACGUGGGGAAAAGUAAAAAGGGAAAGGAAAGGAAAGUGUGUAAUUGGCUGAAAUGUGAAGUAUUAGAAUGUAAUUAUUGGGUACAUGCACUGUGUGUAGGUUUCGUAUAUAAAAAAGACUCGGAUGUGAAAAAUGUGCAAUAUUAUUGUCCGAACCACAUUAAAAGAUUCAUUUGACAAAUUGUCCUUUUCUUUCAUUUUUUAUGUACAAUUUUGGCGUUUGGACUUUCUUUAUGAUUUUUUUUAAAUAUAUAUGUUAGUGUUUAACUUUCAAUUUUUGCCAUCUUUCCUCAUAUGCCAAUGCUUCAUAAACAUUUCCAGUUUCUUUAAUUUCCGAUAUUGUACAUUCAAUUAAUAUCGUUAUCUGUUCUUUGGUUUUCCUUGUAAUGUCAUUAAAUUUGGCCCGAUUUUGAACAGUUAUAAAAACUGGUUCCAUUGAAUAAUUUCUCUUUGGAAUAACACCACUUGAAACAUUUUCAAGAUAUUUAUCCAUAUUUCUUUGACAUUUAUUUUAAAAAAAAAAAAAGUUCUUCGUCAAG